Messenger RNA from Erythranthe guttata (spotted monkey flower), 859 nucleotides. The record is from RefSeq and is a predicted model, not a curated record. NCBI's taxonomy places the organism in Eukaryota, Viridiplantae, Streptophyta, Magnoliopsida, Lamiales, Phrymaceae.
UGAACUUUGAAGGUUUUUACCCCCAAACAGCCCUUUCAAUCUCCAUUCCAAUCCCUAAAAGUUCAAAGAGGCGUACCCUUUUGAUCUUCGUUGUGUCGCGCACGACACAAACAAAUCUCAUUUACUGAAAUUUUUUAGGGUUUUACGACAGAAAGAUUUUGCCUUUGCGGAUUUCCUCUGAUAUUGAAGGUGAAUUUUUUUAUGUGUAAAACCCUUUCGCCUCAAUAAGGUUUUGGUAAAAAUCGAGCUUCCUCUUUUUCAGAAGCAAGGUCGAAGAGAGGGUAAUGGAACUAGCAGACAGGGCUAUCGGCUUGCUUUUAUCAGUAAUCAGCUUGUCCAUUUUCACAUAUUAUACCUUGUGGGUUAUCAUCCUGCCAUUUGUAGACAGUGACCAUUUUGUGCACAAGUACUUCCUGCCUCACGAAUAUGCCAUUCUAAUUCCAGUAUACGCUGGUGUGGUUCUGAUCUGCUUCAUUUCCAUGUUUGUUGGAUAUGUGAUGCUCAAAUCCAAAAAGAAAAAGGCUUGAGAUAAAUUAUCAUUGGUUGAGUUGAUUGCAAUUUGUUUCUUACAUGACAUUGUUUCUUGUAUCAUACUACUUCAUAAUAACACAAACUCUGUAGCAGAUUUCAAUAUUGGUCAAUACUUGAGGAAACUAGAACUUGCAGUGUUUUUAACUUUUAAGUAGUUAGUAGAUCAAAAGAGAAUAAGAAGCAAGGAGAAUACUUUGGGAUUUGCUACUGAGCACUUUUUAUUAGAGCAUUAUGGCACUAUACAUGAAAUAGGGACAAUGUUUUUUUUUUUUUCUACAAUAGUUUGACUUCUUUAUUACAGAAAUAUGGUAUUUUUGGUUUGAUUUCA